AUGACGGGGAGCAGGGAGGAGGAGAGGAGGAAACUGGCCGACAUCAUCAACCACUGGAACGCCAACCGGCUCGACCUGUUCGAGAUCAGCCGGCCCACGGAGGUAGGAGACCGGCCCGGGGCGGCCAGGGAAGGCCGCGGACCCGCCGGGGCCUCCGCCCGGGGGGGGGAAACAACACCGGGGAAUCCGCUGGUUCAUACCCGGGACCUGGAGUUCCACGGCGUGAUGCGGUUCUACUUCCAGGACCGGGUCGCCGGUAACUUUGCCACGAAGUGCAUCAGAGUCUCCAGCACGGCGACCACGCAGGACGUCAUCGAGACGCUCGCCGAGAAGUUCAGGCCGGACAUGAGGAUGCUCUCCUCGCCCAAAUACUCGCUGUACGAGAGUAACGGGCCGGAAAAGGAGAAGGAUGGAGUGAUUCAGAACUUCAAGAGGACUCUGUCGAAAAAGGAGAAGAAGAAGGAAAAGAAGAGGGAGAAGGAGUAUCCUCGGAUUCCUGACGGAGACGAGCAGACGCUGGGCCGAGAGGAUGGUGAAAACAAUCGGCUGGCAGCAGAGGUCUACAAAGACAUGCCGGAGACCAGCUUCACCCGGACCAUCUCCAACCCGGAGGUGGUGAUGAAGAGGAGGCGCCAGCAGAAACUGGAGAAGCGCAUGCAGGAGUUCAUGAGCAGCGAUGGAAGGCCCGACUCAGGGGGAACUCUGAGGAUAUACGCAGACAGUCUGCGGCCCAACAUCCCGUAUAAGACCAUCCUGCUGUCCACCCGGGACCCGGCGGACUUCGCUGUGGUGGAGGCCCUGGAGAAGUACGGGCUGGAGAAGGAGAACCCCAGAGAGUGUUUUAACUUACAGCAGCAGGACGACAAGUCGGGGAAGGAGGUGAUUCUGGACGAUGCGGAGUGUCCCCUGCAGAUCUUCAGAGACUGGCCUGCUGAUCGGGGAGCGUUGGUGUUCCAGCUGAAGAAGAGGCCUCCGGACUACCAGGGGAGGAAAGGAAGGAAGGUGGAGGAGAAGGGCCUCCGAGGGAAGGACGGCUCGCUGCCGCCUGAGAAACUGCCUUACUUAGUGGAGCUCAGUCCAGGGCGAGGGAAUCACUAUGCCUACUACGCCUAUCGGCACCCGGAAGACGGGUCCGACUCGCGGGACAAACCAAAGCUGUACCGGCUCCAGCUCAGCAUCACCGAGGUGGGCUCGGACUGCACGGAGGACGGGGCCAUCCAGCUGCUGGGCCCGGGGAUCCUGCCCCACCACUGCAACCUGACGCACAGCGAGGGCCUGGUCACCGUGACGCCGCACGGCCCCGACGCCGACACCUUCGUGGACGGGCAGCGCGUCACCGAGACAACGGUGCUGCGCUCCGGCGCCACCCUGCAGUUUGGCUCCGCCCACGUCUUCAAGUUCGUCGACCCCAUCAGCGUGCCAGAAACAACCUUCGACCUCCACGGAGACGUCCACAGCGGAGCCGCUCUGCCCACCAGCAAGGUAACCGGUGAUGAUGUCAUCAACAGGUCUCAGGACGCGGCGGUGGAGAGGUCGGAGCUCACGCUUCCCGCCAGCAUCGAGUUCAGAGACAACUCUGAAGACACUUUCCUCUCGGCCAUCAUCAACUACACCAACAGCUCCACGGUCCACUUUAAGCUGUCGCCCACCUACGUUCUGUACAUGGCGUGCCGAUUCGUGCUUUCACCAUCGUACCGGCCCGACAUGUCUCCCUCAGAGCGAACGCACAAAGUCAUCGCCAUCGUCAACAAGAUGGAGAUUCCUGAAGGGGAUCAGGGUGGGCGAUGUGAGUAG
Menidia menidia (Atlantic silverside) is the source of this 1794-nucleotide messenger RNA. Lineage: Eukaryota; Metazoa; Chordata; Actinopteri; Atheriniformes; Atherinopsidae. The record is from the annotation of a GenBank genome assembly.